Racocetra persica is the source of this 2157-nucleotide messenger RNA. The record is from the annotation of a GenBank genome assembly. NCBI's taxonomy places the organism in Eukaryota, Fungi, Glomeromycota, Glomeromycetes, Diversisporales, Gigasporaceae.
AUGGAUGAAAAUGUAUCUUAUCAAUUUGCACCGGUGCGACAGCGUAGGGAAGAUAGGCAGGAUAUUCAAUACGAACUAAUCCUUCGUCAACAACCAAAGCAAUCAAGGAUGUGUGGUAUCGGUGAAAAAGCUGACAGACGUCCGAUAGAUCCACCUCCAAUAGUCCAAUUAAAAGUUCAUGACCCUUCCUUGCCACAAGCCGAAAAAAGUUCAUUCCUUCAGAAUCCUUAUUUUUUCAUGUAUGCAUCUUUAAUGGCUCCCGAUACAAAUGAAGAAUUACAUUUACUCCGAGAUGGCAAGACUCGGUCUACGACCGGUUCCGUUGUUUCCUCCUUAUACCAUCUUAAAGAUAUUGAUAACUCGGAUGCCGGAUUUUUCGUAUUUCCUGAUUUAUCUGUACGCAUGGAAGGAACAUAUCGUUUAAAGCUAAGUCUUUUUGAAAUAAUUGACCGUGAAGUAUAUCACUGUAAAUCAUUAUUUUCCGAAAUAUUUAUUGUAUAUUCAGCAAAAAGAUUUCCGGGAAUGGAAGCUAAAAGAAAAGAAUUAGAACCAAUAGAGAGUGCUGAUGCAAAUAGGAUGAAACGAGCGCGUGGUGAUGACAGAUUCGAUAAUGAUAGUCAUGAAUCUUCUGAUUUAGAAAUAAUAGAUCGUACUCAACCUACGGAUGAAAUACGUUCUAAGAGGACUCCUGAUUUAACUGAAAGACGAAAAGAUCAUUCAAGCAAAAGUCCAUCAUCAUCUUACAUCCGGAGUCCAUAUGAUCAUAUACCUCAUAUGAGUCCUUAUGAUCACAAUACACCUUUGUAUGGACCUGGAUAUCCACCACAUCGACCUAUUUCAUGGCACGACCGUCCAGAGUAUAUGAGUGAUCCACAUUACCCCCCUUAUUAUGACCUAUAUGACAGAAGAUAUGGUUAUCAUCCUUAUUAUUACCCUCCACCGUUACCUGAUGGUGCGGAUCAUCAUCGUUAUCCGUAUCCUCCUCCACCAACCUAUGGCCGGCCACCAAUUUAUCCAAGUCAGCCUGGAUAUUAUGAUGCACCACCAAGGAUACCUCAUUCCUCAAGUGAAUCUUCGGGUACCUCUAGGCCUUACGGAUAUGGAAUAUCAAACCCUUACCCCCCACCGCGUCCAUGGUCACAUUAUGGUGAACGUCCUUCUCCAAGAGAUCAUAAUUCUGAAUCUUCGUCUUCAUCCCCAUAUCGGAAUGGUCCACUUCCUAUACCUCCACGUCAUUCAAUGUAUUCAUAUCCUGAAUAUUAUCAUACAUAUCCACCUCCACCACCGAAACAGGAUUACGGUCAAAAUGAUCCUGUUUCAAAUCAAACUGGCCCUGCUAAAAUUCCUAUCCAAGAUCUUUUAUUUUCAGAACAGCAACAAUUACAACCAAAUACUGAACGUGCUGCCGGCGGUGUUCCCCCUCCUCGUACAUACGGCGCUCCGCCAUCUGCCUUUGCUCAUCUUUAUCCUCAUCCUGGUCGUCCUCAUGAAUACCCAUCUCGACAUGAUAUGUAUAAUCAUUCUCGAUAUUCACACGAUGUUGGAUAUCCACCUCAUGAAAGUUUGCCACAUUACGGUCAAAAUGUUACUUCUCACUCACCAAGUCUUGCAAGUGCAAAGGCUAUACAACCACCUACAACAUUGCAGUCUCAAGAUUCUACACAUCCUACACAUCCUACACAUUCUUCAACAAAUUCAGUAUCAACGAUCCCACCAAUCUCUUCAAGAUCUGAUGUUUCUAUGCAUGGAAGUCGAAGCACGGAAUACACCCACUAUGAUCAUGCACGUCGAUCAUACUCCAGUGAGCAAUCAUCUGAUGGCAAUUCUGGAGCAGUAACGCCUUCCAGCACAUCACCCCGGCAGUCUUCAGCUUACAACGGUGGACCCAUGAUUCCGACAGCAUCGCGUUCUACAACAUCACUAGUAUCGCUACCUUCGUUGACUCCUUUAAGCAUUGCCGACCGUACUGAUCAAUAUGCAAGUAGUUCCUCCAGUGGUGGUCCAAAUCAUUCGUCAUAUCAAAAUUCCCCAAAUAUUAUUUCGCAGCAAAAAUCAUCCCAAAGAUCACAACAUUCAUCAUAUGAACUACCUUAUUCUCAAACUUCACCAUCAGACAGAAUGUCAUUUUCUUCCACUGCUACUACAAAUCAAGAUAUA